Nicotiana tabacum (common tobacco) is the source of this 1733-nucleotide messenger RNA. RefSeq lists its product as uncharacterized. Lineage: Eukaryota; Viridiplantae; Streptophyta; Magnoliopsida; Solanales; Solanaceae. The record is from RefSeq and is a predicted model, not a curated record.
UAGUAAAAAAUAAAAGAGAAUGUAAAACCACAUAACCAUAUCAUCAGACUCUAAACCUAUAGUUCCUCUUUCUCCACUUUCACUCCCAAUUUCAUCUCCCACUUUCACUCCCAAUUUCUCUCUCUGUCUUAUCCAAAUUUCCAGCAUAAAUAGUGCAAUUAGGGUUCUUAGCCAUGGGUGAGAUUUAGCUUUCUUGGUGUAGAGGAGUAAAUUAAAUACCCAAUAGAUUCACAAAGUAGCAGAAUCGUGAGGUCCUAACUUCAAAAUCGUGGGGUCCCAACACAAAUAAUGCUUAGGGUCCUUAUGUUGUGAUUCAAAUUUCAUUUUCUGCCAUCUAUAUUCUCUGAAAAAGAUUGAUUCUUUAAGCUUGUUCAUACAAUUAGUUUCUCAGUUAGCGUCAAUUGUGAGAAAUUAUUGUCGCUAAAGGCACACUGUGAAAAAUCGCUACCCGAAGAAGUUAAACCAAUUGAAGUAGAAAGGUGAAACUUAUAAGUCCUCCUCGAUUAAUAUCAUCAGAAGAAGGGGGAAAAACACACACACACACAAAGAGAGAAACAAGUAGUGUGAAAAGAAAAGGAAUGGAAUGGAGGAAGUGUUAUUUGGAUGUAAUAUUAGUUCCAUUAUGGUUUAUGAUAUGUAUGGGAUAUCAUAUUUGGUUAUGGCAUAAGGUUAAGACACAACCUUUUCAAACUAUUAUUGGAACUAAUGCUAAUGGCAGACAUUUAUGGGUUUCUGCUAUUAUCAAGGAAACUUCAAAAACUAAUAUUGAGAAUCGAAAAAAGUUAAAGAAUCCACACACUGCUGGUUUUGCUACAAUCCGCGAGAAAAAGAAGAAGGAAACUUCUGAAGCUCCAUCAAGUAAGGACAUGUUUGUUGCUACAAGAUCAAGAAAACCCGGUCGAGUAUACAAGGAAUCAUAUAAAGAUACAAUGCACAAAAUUGCUGAAAUUGAGCAAAUACAAAAUCAAGAAAGUGAAGAUAAUAACCAAUCAAUUGACGCAUUUACAACAGUCAUGGGACCUGAGCAUCCAGGUCGCGUAAGAUUGUAUGGUCGUGGGGUUACAAAGACUAUCUUGAAACAAAAAUCUGGAAAUUUUGGAACCUCUUCAAAGACUAUUGAUGAGAUAAUGGAGCAAAAAAUGGAAGAAAUGGAAGAGAAAAUGCAAGAAAGGAUGCAGAAAAAGUUCGAGGAACAACAGGAAACUUGGUGGCAACAAAUUACACGUAAUGUUGUUGCACAACUUCAGCAUCUUAAACCAGAUUUACGAAUUGAUCCUAGUAUGCUAGCAUUAGGUGAUCCUUCACUCGGAGAAGCUUCCUCUGCACAACAAGCUGGAAUUCAACUAAUUAAUCUUCCAUCUACUGGCAGUACUAAUCAAGACCAACAUCUGCUUGGAAAUGCCACCAGUCCAACAUGCCAUGUACAGACUUUUGAAGAAGAUAACAGGCCACCCACAUCUAAUGCAUUGCAGACAGUUCUUGUGGACACUCAUAAGCAGAAACAAAGAAAAUGAGAUGGAGAAAAUGAAAAAAGGGAUGAUCAAAGGAAUGAAGAUCCUGCUUAAGAAGAUUUUUGGAUUGUUGCUAAAACUCUAAAUGUUCUAGGAAUCUUUUGUUAUCAAACAUUUUGAAACUUCUUUAACUUUUAGAUUGUAAAACUUAUGUACUUGGUUCUUAACUUUUGGAUUAUUAAACUUAUGUACAUGGGUUCUAAUAUUUUUCUUUUACGGAUA